GAAUGAGAGUUAUCUUGUUGAUAUAAAUACACUUUGUUCGAUCGAUUCACUUUCAGAAGUAUUGAAAUUUGCACAAGAUGUUUAUACUUUCAAUUAUAUUUCUUUUUAGUGUUUUGAACUUUGAUAGUUUUAUCAAUGGAGACUCAGGGGUGCACGUGCAUGUCUACAGGUUGGCAGAGUAUCCUCCGAUAUCUAACAAUGCUGGUUGGGAGAAAGUGUUCGAUAAAAGAAUAACAUCUAUAUUACCUUUACAUCAGCAUCAAGGAAAGAGUUAUUACAUGGGAACACACUUUGAGGCUACCUUCCAUGAAGCCAUUCAAUUCUGCAAUGAAAUCCAUAUGAAACUAUUGGCAAUACGUUCAGCUGAAGAGAAUGAGAGGAUUUUCAAAUAUAUCAGAGAAGCCAGUAAAGGUGGUGAUUACUGGUCAUCAGGUACAAGACUAGUCGAUGGAUACACCUGGCUGUGGUUACCCUAUGCUGAACCCAUUGACUUCACAAGAUGGGCCGAAGGUGAACCGAAUGAUAUUGAUGAGAAAUGUUUACAUCUAUUCAUUGAUGAUGGUCGUCUCGAGUGGAAUGACAAUUCCUGUGAUAGACGAUUUCAUUUCAUUUGUGAGAGAUAUAACAAUCAGUCCAAUUCAAGAUCCACACUGUAAUUUUCAUUUAUUUAUAUGAAACUCUAAGUAUAUUAUUCGAAACAUUGA
Molecule: messenger RNA, 704 nt
Organism: Leptinotarsa decemlineata (Colorado potato beetle)
Lineage: Eukaryota; Metazoa; Arthropoda; Insecta; Coleoptera; Chrysomelidae
Product: C-type lectin mosGCTL-1
Source: RefSeq, a predicted model, not a curated record